UACCAGACUGGGAGAUAUUACUGUAUAAUGACAAGUGUACGUAUGAGUACAGUAACGACCGAAAAGUGGACCUGUAUUGCACUUAUCCCCGAACCAAUUACACCACAUUAUACUCGAUUAAAAUGUAUGAACACAACCAUAACGGUGAAAACACAACCAUGUUAUACUCGAUAGAUAUGACAAACAACAAUGGUACGGGGUGUCUAGCAACAAGCCGUACCCGACAACUGGACUCAACUAUACGACUGAAUCAAGAUCACGUGGUCGUAACCAUACCUCACCCCACCGAUACGACCAUGGGCAAUUAUUCGUGUCAAUUCCAUUACCUGGAUAUUACCCAUAAUUACGAAUUAAAAUCGUGCGAUCAAUUGCGCCAGGGUCACUGCUAUUGCGGUUACUGCGGUUACCUAAACGGCAUAAGCGGCGAUUAUAAACAGGAUAAUUAUACAUACUAUGAACAGUGUGUGUAUAGCACCAACGGGAGUGCC
Molecule: messenger RNA, 488 nt
Organism: Oppiella nova
Lineage: Eukaryota; Metazoa; Arthropoda; Arachnida; Sarcoptiformes; Oppiidae
Source: the annotation of a GenBank genome assembly